AUUGAAGGCAUUAUGUCUAAGUUUUUAUUUAUUAUAGUUGUCCUAUUGUCAACAUAUGAAAAAUCAAUAGGUCAUCCUUUAGGGAUUGUAGGAGGAAAUCCUGUAAAUAUUGAAGAUUAUCCUUACCAAGUUUCAAUGUUAUUUAGAGGUAGACAUGCCUGUGGUGGAUCUAUUUUAAAUGAAAACUUUAUUUUAACAGCAGCCCACUGCACAUUUGAUGGUUCUAUUCGUGACAUUACAAUAAGAGUGGGCUCCUCAAUAAUUAACAGCGGCGGUAAGAUUUACAAUGUUGCCAAGAUAAACUACCACGAAAAAUUUAAUAUUGACACCUACGAUUUUGAUGUAUCCGUCCUAAAACUUACCGAGCCUAUCGCAUUUGAAGAAGGUGUCCAACCUAUCUCACUUAUCGCCAAAGAUACUGAGAUCCAAGACGGCCAAUCUGCCGUUGCCACAGGAUGGGGCAGAAUUUCGACCACAGGACCUUUAGCCAGUCAGCUUCAACAGGUCGAUGUGCCAACUAUAAGCACUGAGACUUGUCAAGGAUAUUACGGUAAAGGGAUUGGUGGAGUUACUAAAAGGAUGUUUUGUGCUGGAGAUGACGGUAAAGAUACAUGCAUGGGCGAUUCUGGAGGACCUUUAGUGAUCGAUGGAGUUCUGGCAGGAAUUACUUCUUGGGGAGAUAUCUGUGGACAAGUCAGUACUCCUGGAGUCUAUACAAAAAUCUCUAUAUUCAGAAACUAUAUUGACGAAAUUAUGAAUACAUAAGGUUAUUGAUAAAUAAAAUUAUCUAUAAAAACAAAUGAAAGCAAAACACUUUAAAAUAAAUGUUUAUAUCUAUAAUAAGUGCAAUUUGUAGAUUAAUAUUUUUUGAAAUAAAAAGACUUUUAAUUAACAUUUCCCAAAGUACAAAGAAAUACUAAUCAGUAAAUUGAAUUAAAGAGCUUGAAUUGUUCUUUGGAUUAACAAUGAUUACAUUUAAAGAAAAAUAUAAA
Messenger RNA from Brassicogethes aeneus, 992 nucleotides. NCBI's taxonomy places the organism in Eukaryota, Metazoa, Arthropoda, Insecta, Coleoptera, Nitidulidae. The record is from the annotation of a GenBank genome assembly.